AUGUGGUGUGAUGCCCUGAGGACCUUUAACCCCAAUUGGGAAGUCAGCUGGGCUCCCACCAUUCAUGGAACAGAUAAACAGAUGUGGAUUAGGUUCCCAGAAAUUCGUGACGAACAGGAGAACAUGAUCAUGAAGAUCACUGCACAUUUUGAAAAGCUCAAAACCCCUGUUUGCAGUUCCUUCACCAUGAAAACUGGUGCAGGUGGUGUUAUUCUCUCUCUAGCAUGCCACAAACACAUCGAAAGCAUCAUGAAGCUUGGCAGGGUUGAUAUCCCUGGGGUGCUGCACCCUUUAAUGCCACAGCGUGGUCGCCAGAUUGAGAUUGAAGAUGACUUUGAACUUGCAAUAAUGGGACUGACUGAUGAAAUUGACAGUGUCAAGACUAUUCUCGAGAGCUGGCUUAUAGAGACCUUUGUUGUCAAUGGCAAGUCAACUUUAGCAGGAAUUCGAUCCUCUCCAGACAUGUCCGAGGCACUGGUCUUUCAUAUGACAACUUGGCAGGUGGCAACCAGGGUUCUCAGUUCAACAACAGCCAAACUUUUCAAUCAGACGUUUGGUCACAAAUAUCCCACCCUCAUCACCCCUCAGUCCAUCUAUGCUAUCAACCACAAGGGCCUAUGGAGGAAUAAGACAAUUCACAAGACUUUCAACAAGGGGUCGGAGUUGAUGAACGAAAGUCUGAAAACUCUUCAGCAACAGAUCAACAAUCUCAAGUUGGAGACUUGGCAGGGCAUGCAAGCCAUGCAAAUGGAAAUGUCGACGAUUAGUUCCAAUCUCGCCCUUCUUGCUCAAUCGACUGAAAUUGGCCUUUCAUGGAAUCUGGCUGAAGUCCAAACUGUGAGGCUCAUGCUUCAUCCUAGACUAGUGAUGACCAACAAUCCCAGAGAGCAGGCAGAAGUGGAGAACAUCAUCACCACAAUGGAUUCAAAGGAGAGCGAAAUACGCACACAGCUUGAUGGAGCGAAUCAUGACUUUCAGACACUGAUUGGUGUGCCCCCUGGCCAGCUAUUGCCCCCUCCCCCAUCUUCGAACAGCAGUGCUACCCUGAACAGUGGGAGUUCUGCACCUAGCACAAGCUCUGCUCCAGCUGCUCCACCAGGUCUAAUGUGUCAUGCUCCCAACAGCGCUGCCCAUCCAGCUCACAAGCAACCACAGUGUUCCUCUGUCAAACGGCAAAGGACGAUGUCUGAACCCACAGAGGAGCAGGUUGUCACUGCAAAUUUGAUGGCAGAGGAUGGUAUGGUUGUAGAAGACACCAUUCCUGCCACUGAAGUCAGUAAGAUCCCCCCAUGUCAAUUGAGUGCCAGUAUCAAAUGCUAUGUUCUUUCUUGCAUUGCUGGUGUUACUGUGUGGUUUGUUUCCUAUGGUCAAGGCAGUGAACCCACCUUGGCGACAACAAAUUUCAUACUAUAUUCCUUGAAUGGUAAUGGUCACAGGAUUAUUGGUGCAUACGCUCCGUGGAAUCCAGGUGGUACUGGCGAUGUCCACCACUUCUGGAAUGAUAUUGCCCAAUUAUGCUUGUCCUCACCCACUUCGUGGACGAUGGCAGGGGACUUUAAUGCAACAGUCUCAUCUCUCAAAAGGGGCGAUCGUCGGACAGUUGUCUCACAAGCCACCAGUGUCGAUGUCAAACUUGAGCUUGUCUCUGUUCAAUCCACCAUCAAGGCAGUCCAUGGUGACUUCAUGCAUCAAGGUUCCUCUGAGGUUGGAGAAGGACAAGUAUCAAACCUUUCAGGAAUUGGUAGACACUCGGAUCAAAGCUGA
Laccaria bicolor S238N-H82 is the source of this 1764-nucleotide messenger RNA. RefSeq lists its product as uncharacterized. Bases 1 to 1764 code for a protein of 587 amino acids. The record is from RefSeq and is a predicted model, not a curated record. The transcript is spliced from 4 exons. NCBI's taxonomy places the organism in Eukaryota, Fungi, Basidiomycota, Agaricomycetes, Agaricales, Hydnangiaceae.